AUGACCGACUCGAUUGAAAAGAUCACCACCAGGCACACAACGCCGGACAACUUUCCUCUGGCGCUUACCAUCUUCCGGCCCAAGUCGGAAUCUGCCAUCAGGGCAAGCGUUGUCUUUGCCAACGCAACCGGUGUUCAAGCGCGAUUCUAUCACAAUGUCGCUGCCUGGCUUGCCACUAACGGUGUCGCCGCCUACACUUUUGAUUAUCGAUUUUCAGGUGCAUCCUUCCCGCUCGAGUUUGACGCGCUCAAGCUCGCCGAAGACGAAGAUUAUCUGGAAGCAGCUUUGCGCCAGUGUCCAGAGCAUGUUGACCUCACCACCACCUGGUCCAAGGUGGAUUUCGCUUCCGUCGUCCGACUCGCUUACGAGUCGAAUCCACACGUAGACGUUACCAUCAUCGGGCACAGCUUGGGUGGUCAUCUCAUGGCCGUCUUGCCUUCUGACCACCUAUAUGGUCCUAAAGCAAAAGUCAAGCGUCUUCUCAACGUCUGCGGUGGUAACGCUUUCGUUCAGAACCAGAAGGAGCCUGACGCAGCCCAAUUUGGCUUUAUGGAAAUCAUCGUCAAACCUCUUGCCGAAGAAAAGAUCUUUCGAGCCGCAAACUUGGGUCUUGGAUACGAUCUUCCCUACGGCCCAGGCGUCGAGUGGGUCCAGUGGUACUUUCAUCCCCACUUUGCAUUCAACCGCAAACAUAAUCUCGACUUGGUACGUGAUCUCAAAGGUAUCCCGCUACUCUAUGUAGGCUUUGAAGACGACGACAAGAUUGGCAAAAACAUGAUGGAAAAAUACCUUGGUAUGUUUGACCACUCUGAUCGACUCAAGCAGAGCCUCUGGAUCGAUCCUCUUAAGAAGAAUUGGCCCGCUUGUGGACAUGUCAACGCCUUCACAAAGAGCAAACAUGCCAAACUCGUACCUGUCGAGCAUGGCGAGGCAUACACCUCCCAAGAUGACCUUCAAGAUGCCCUCUCCAAGCACCCCAAACCACCUCGCAACACGCUCAGCAAAGAGGAGACUAUCUGGAAGCUUUUCCUCGACUAUAUUCUGGGAAAAGAGGUAGAUAAGUCCAACGCUGAAUACAAGGUCUGGACACCGCAGGAUGAGAGGGAUGUUUUCCGCGAACGCGAAGAGGACGCCGAAUCACGCGCAAAAACUCCGCGACACGAAGAUAUCAUCUUAGGUCUAGUCGCUCCAGGAAAAGCCAAGCUGUAA
Mycosarcoma maydis (corn smut) is the source of this 1209-nucleotide messenger RNA. RefSeq lists its product as uncharacterized. NCBI's taxonomy places the organism in Eukaryota, Fungi, Basidiomycota, Ustilaginomycetes, Ustilaginales. The transcript has 2 exons. The coding region runs from base 1 to 1209 and encodes 402 amino acids. The record is from RefSeq and is a predicted model, not a curated record.